Notothenia coriiceps (black rockcod) is the source of this 956-nucleotide messenger RNA. RefSeq names its product cell death-inducing p53-target protein 1 homolog. NCBI's taxonomy places the organism in Eukaryota, Metazoa, Chordata, Actinopteri, Perciformes, Nototheniidae. Gene Ontology annotation, molecular function: zinc ion binding. Gene Ontology annotation, cellular component: nucleus; cytoplasmic side of lysosomal membrane; cytoplasmic side of late endosome membrane. The coding region runs from base 91 to 516 and encodes 141 amino acids. The transcript is spliced from 5 exons. The record is from RefSeq and is a predicted model, not a curated record.
GUUUGGUUGUGUGUCUCAGUUGCUCUGUCAUAGAGGAAGAAGCAGUGCUAGGCUCAAACAUCCUCCAAACGUCUUUAUCAAGCAGAUAUCAUGGAAAAGGGUCAGCCACCUUAUCCGACAAUGCCAGCCCCCCCGUACCCUGGUCCCCCGGGUCCCCAUGGUCCCCAUGUGAACAUGGGUUACCAAAAUGAGCCUAUGCAACAACCCAUUCAACAGCCUGCUUACCAGUACAGCCAACAACAACCUCAGAUGGUUCAUCCUGUGAACCAGGUGGUGGUGGUGCAGCAGCUGCCGACUGAAGUUCCUGGGCAGAUGGUGUGCCCGCACUGCCGAUCCACCGUAGUCACUAAAGUGAACUACGUAAACGGCUUGCUCACCUGGCUGAUCUGUGGCAUACUGGGAGUCUUCCUGUGCUGGCCUUGCUGUGUAAUCCCCUUCUUUGUGGAUUCAGUCAAGGAUGUGGAGCACUCCUGCCCCUCCUGUAACAGAGUCCUGCACAUCCAUAAACGCAGGUGAAACAGCAGUACUGUGUCAACUGCACUGAAGCGACAACAAGAGGCAACCCGUGACUGAAUAUACACCAGGUCGGGAGCCCAACCAUAUUAUGCAAACACAUCGGAUGUCAUCAUAACAAUAAGGCCUCUUGAGUAAAAUGUGGGUUGUGCAAGCAUUGCUCUGUACUGGAGAGCAGAUUAUAAGAGCUGUGAUAUCUUCUUUUCUUUCAUCAAUUGAUUUAAAAUGUGCAAUCAUGUAAAAAAACCUAAUGAUUGUGAUAUUAUUUUUAAAUUGUUAAAUUGUAUCAAUGAAGGAUGGUAAACACGCCAUUUUCCUUUAAUUUCAUAUUUCCUGUCUUGCAAAGGCUGUGAGUAAAGUCAAUUUAGAUGUCAAAUUAUUUGUAAGACACCCACAUUUAUAAUAUUAAAUUUCAUUUUGAUUAAAGUUUUUUUUGAAAAGUU